AAGCGACCUCCUGGAAGGGUGGCAGUUCCAUCAUGCAGUGGAUACUGCACGUGGUUCAGUUCACGUGUUUGCUUGAUGCGCAGGCUGCAUGCCUUUUUUGAACAUAAACCUUGGUAGCAGAAAGCUGUCAGAGAUGCGGUCGAAUCAGCCACCCAGCAAGCAGAAGCCGUUUCAAACUUAGAGCCGUGAUGCUAUACUAUUGCAUGUCAUAAUUUUUGCACAUAUAGUUUUAUAGACAAGAAUCUUAUAUAUAGAUAUCAUGGGCCAUGGGUGUCGUCUGGUUUCGUUCUUUGGGGUGCCUGUUUGAGAAUGUCUUUGCACAUCUGAAUCUGGUUCUCGAGUUGCUUUCGCUUGCAGACCGAGACCUCGUUCAACGAGGCUUCUACCAGGUCACGCGGCACCAGCUUGAUGAGAAGAAGGCAUGCCCUGCCAUGUACUUUAUUGCGCAGGGGAUGUACAGUACGACCUCUGAGUGUGUGACCUGUCGCAUGCAGCUGAGAGAGUCCGGGAACCCGGUGGACGAGAACCGCGCAGAUUUGGCAGUGGCUGAGAUGCUGAGAUUGUUGGACAAAUGGGAAGGUGAUCCAGCUGUGGUGGUGCAAGCGCUGAAGAGCAAUUCCUCCAAAUUUUUCCUCUCAUCCAGGCAGCUCAGACAGUUGAUUGGCGUCUUUGAGCGGCCGCAGCACCGCAUCGAACUGUGCGUCACACUCUUCAACCGCAUCAUGGACCCGGAGCACGCAAAGCUUUAUCGUGGAAGGAUUGGAAGCUUUGAAGACUUGCUUGUCUUCAGCCGACGCAUCGGCAUGGCCAGGAGUUUCCCAUACAUGCAGCCAGAGUUCGAACAAUUCCACUUCAACUUCCACUUCCAUGAUGAGCGCGCAUGCAUCUCGAACUUGCUGGCGAUCUCAUCUCGCGAAGAUCCGGGGUAUAUUCGAAAUCCAGUGUGCAGCUAUGUGUGUGCAGCGACGCAGCGCAACUUUAUGAAUCGUAAGUACUUGAAGGAGAAGAACCUGGACCUCAAGAAAGUCUUUGAUUCCUUUGAUGGUGCAGAUGGAAAUGGUGAAGUGGGUUACAUCAAGCUCAUUCGAGGCUUGGAGGGCCUCAGCUGGCCAAAUCCAGAGAUUGAACGAAGCGAGAAUGAGCUCAAGGAGAAGCGGGGUUGGGAGGAAGUGACAUUCAUCCACCAAGGGGAGCUCUACGUGACAGUCUUCCGCUGCCUGAAUGCCAAUGGUCAUGGAACCAUGGUGAGAGGUGACUGGACUAUCCUGCAGCAAGUCACUGAUGAUGCCUUUCGGACUGCAAUUUACAGAGCCCCAUUCUCUAAAGCGGAGUUGGACGAAGUUUGUGCAGUCCUCGGAGGGCAAGCUAGGUCCAAUUUGUUACCCUACACCCCCUUCAACAUUUUCCGACCGUCGGAUAGGAACUUUUUAGAUACUGGCAGCGAGCAGGCCUUUUCAGACUACAUGUGUGAGCUGGUGGAAUCCCAGGGCAGCAAGGCCUUCGACGAAGCCCCGGCGGAGACAGCGCCCACCAUUUGGGGCAGCUCCGGGCAUUUGACGAAGGAGCAUGUGGAGCUCGCCUCACGAGAAGUUGAGCAGACCGGGACCACAGUGGCCUUGCGACGCACCACUGGAAGGCAGAACGACUGGAGCCGGACUACUUCGGGGCCUCGCGGCAGCCUCAGUGGUGGCCUGGCUGUUGGCAACAAUCCGGAUGCUGCACAGAGAAGGUUAGAGAGGCUCUAUCAGCUGUUAAGAGCGGAGGACGGCAUGAGCCUGCGGCUGCAGCCUCCAAAGCCUCUGGGUGGCUCCAUCAUUCGACAACAGCUGGCACAGCUCACCAGCAGGACUGAACAGCUUGAGCUGGAGAUGAAGCAAAAGCUGCGUGGCAUCAAUAGCGACGAUCCUGAGAAUUCAAAUGCCGCACUUCAGCAGCACAUCCGUGACAUGCUCCUGGAGCAGCGGCGCUUGGUGGAAGAACUGCAGCGAGAGAUCGCGCAGGAGCCUCACCCAGAGGAGCUCGACUCCCCUCGCUUGGCGCCGCAGGAAGAUAGCAUGCCAUUCAACCAAACCUUCACCGUGCAGCAUUCAUCCACGCCGGUGAUGUUUGAACCACCCCGACCAGCCUACACAGAAACUGCCCGCGGAUUAGGGUCGGGCCAGCGGGAAGGAUCGUCAAAGUGGCAGCCUUCGGUUUUGGUGUCCAAGUCGGCAUCUCCAAUUGCUCAGAGUCCGUCGGGGGAUUUGCCAGAGCUCCGUGUGGAUGCUAUUGAUUUCAAACUGAAACCCUACGACUUCGAGCUACGCCGGCGCGCGUGGCGCUCUCCGCCUUCCGCAGCGCCGGAACAACGCACUGAACUACCCCAUGCUCCGCAAGAGGUCGAGGGAAACGAGCCCGAACUGGAGUCUCCUCGGCUAGCCCCGCCGGAGGAGAGCAUGCCACGCGUGCGGAAGCGGUACGACUCUGGACUGCCAGCAGGGGGCUCCCCGUCUUCGGCUAAGUUUGUCGCAGAAGACAGCUCGGAACCUCCCCAUGCACCUCUGGAGGAACCUGCAGCAAGGAAGCGAUUUGACUCUGGACUGCCAGCAGGGGGCUCCCCGUCUUCGGCUAAGUUUGUCGCAGAAGACAGCUCUGAACCUCCUCAUGCACCUCUAGAGGAACCUGCAGCAAGGUCUGACUCUGGACUGCCAGCACGGGGCUCCCCUUCUUCGGCCAAGUUGGUCCAAGAAGGUCGCUCUGAACCCCAGCAUGCACCCCAAGAGGAAUCUGGAGCAAGAUCGAAGCGGUACGACUCUGUUCUGCCAGCACGAGGCCUGCUGUCUCCGGCUAGAUUUGUCGCAGGGGACAGGUUGGAACCUCCCCGUGCACCUCAAGAUGAAUCUGGAGCAAGGAUGAAGGUCAGCCACCCUGAAGUGCCAGUGUGGGGUUUCCCAUCCUCAGCAUCACAGUUUCUGGCAGCGCAAAGCACUGAACCUCCUCAUGCACCUCGAGAGGUGUGCGAAGAAAGACCGAAGCCAGACCACUCGGUGCCAGCAGUGUGGGGCUCCCCGUCUUCGCCAUCUCAGUUGAUGGCAGAGCAGAGUGCUGAACCUCCUGCUGCUCCUCGGGAAGACUCCGAAGAAAGGACGAAGCCAGAUCACUCGGUGCCAGCAGUGUGGGGCUCCCCGUCUUCGCCAUCUCAGUUGAUGGCAGAGCAGAGUGCUGAACCUCCUGCUGCUCCUCGGGAAGACUCUGAAGAAAGGAUGCAGCCACACGACUCUGAGCUGCCAGCGAGGCGCUCCAUGUCUCCAGCAUCUAAGCCUGUCCCAAAGCAGAUGACCGAACAUCCCCGUGCACCUCGAGAGCGGUCUGCAGACAGAAUGCCUGACCAAGAUCCAGAUACACACCACUUGGAGGAUGCGGACCAGCCACCUGCAAAGGCGACUCCUGCAGAGAGGCCUCUGAGCAAGAAGGUCCCAGUGCAGGGUGAGAAGGGCGCAAGCAGUGGCCAUGAUGAUGAGGGGAAGUCUGCCAUGGAAUGGCAGAAGCAGCAGCUGGCAGAUGGCAUUGUUCUCUUGAAGAGGUGGGUCGGUUUUGAGCACACCUGCCUUCAGCUGCGCGUCAGCAAUAAGAAGCUCUCUGACAUGAAGUUCACCGUGAACAUCGCAAGCUCACUCAAUCUGGAGUUUGAGAAGCCUCCAGCCGCCAAAGGGAAGACAAGCUGUUGUGUCACGGCCAUGUCUGCGACUGAGACUGACAUUUGCUACCUGCAGCAGGUGGAGCACGGCAAAGCAGCAAAGCUCAGCCUGGCAUUUAGCUGGGAACCCCUACCCUUGGACCGCAAACAGCUACAAGCGCUCAACGAAGAAGAUGAGCGCAGGCAGCGUGAUAUUGUUACGCGCCUGAAGCAGAAAGGCAUCACAACGUCACAGAUAAGAUCAGCAGCCAAGAUCCAGGAUGCUUGCAAAGCCCACGGCUUCCCCAGGUUUGUGGAUGCUGAGUUCAUGCCGACGGACAGCUCCCUUUUCGAGGAUCCCACGCAUCAGAAUCAUCCACCGGUGAUUUGGAAACGCCCAGAGGACUUCUGCAAAGGCAGCGUCAGGAUCUUCUCCGAUGACAUCGCUCCAUCGGAUAUUAAGCAGGGUGCUUUGGGCGACUGCUGGUUCCUCGCAGCCUUGGCAGCCAUGGCAGAGGAACCCGAUUUGGUGCAUCGCGUCUUUGCCAACAAUGGAGAAGCGAACGAGCAGGGUGUCUACGAGAUCAGCUGCUUCAAGAACGGGCGGCCCACAACGAUCGUCGUGGAUGACUUCCUCCCCUGCUCACCCAACACAGGAAAGCCAUGCUAUGCCCACGUUGAUUUGCAAGGCCGCAAUGCCAAUGAGCUUUGGGUGAUGCUGCUGGAGAAAGCAUGGGCAAAGCUACAUGGCAGCUACGAGAGGAUCGAAAGUGGCAUGCCGUACCGCGCCUUGAUGGAUUUGCUGGGGGCAGCUGGAAAAGAGUACCACCUCGAAACGGAGAAAAAACCAGAUGGCCUGGUCUCCAAGGACAAGUUCUUUUCGAUGCUGUGCAGAUACGAUGAAGCGGGCUACUUGAUGGUGGCUGGCACUCCAGGUUCUGAUACUUUUACAAAAGGUGACAAGUCCAAGACGCCUUUGUCUGGGCUGAUCCCGGGUCAUGCCUACACACUCCUUUCAGCACACGAAGCGAAAGGAGUAAGGCUGCUGAAGCUGCGAAACCCUUGGGGGGAUCACGAGUGGACAGGCGAUUGGAGCGACAAGAGUAGUCUUUGGACCCAACCCAUGAAAGAUGCUUUCCAUCCCAGCUUCGAUGCCAACGAUGGCGAGUUCUGGAUGUGCGAAAGAGACUUUCUGAGUCACUUCUCUUCGGUGGGUGUUUGCUUCAUCAGCGACUCCUGGGCAACCAGCCGAACGGCCUUGUCCAGCGAUGUCACCGAUUUGUGCAGCCAGCUGGUAUGCAUCAAGACAGUUGCCCCCAUCAAGAAGGGCUUCAUCAGCUUGAUUCAGGAGGACACACGGAUCAAAGGCGCACCUUCCUACACUCAGCUUUCGUUUGCUCUCUAUGGGCCUGUGGUUGAUGGGAAGCCGAAAGCAGAGGUGCUCCGUAGCCACUUGUGGCCUGUGCGAGAGCUGGUCGAGGAAAUCCCGCAUGAGAAGCCCCUACCUGCCGGCGAAUAUUGGGUGGCGGUCUUCACACCAGACAAGGUCCCAGAUCGCCCCUUGACGCUGGUGCUGCAGCUUGAUGCGCAGCAUAGCCAGGUGACGACGAGAGCAGUGGAUGACAGGCUGCGGGAGAGCUUGGCUUUGGCCAGUGCCCUCACAGGCAACCCAAAGCCAUUGGGCCCGGCAUCCAGUCAUGGCGCUUGGUUGCCAAACGGCGGCUACGCCUUCGCGGUGUCCUGCCCACAGCCUGGUGUCGUGAUGUCCUUCGACUUUGCUCCCUGCAAGGGCCUGGCCUUGCGUGGCAAGGGCUCCAAGGUUGAGAUGAGCUUCAAGGGUCAGGAGACAAAGCUGGUGGGUGAACUGCAGCCAUUGAGUAACAAGAAGUCCUUCUCGGUCUCGACCUCCUGCAGAAUGCCCGUUGGUUAG
Messenger RNA from Durusdinium trenchii, 5585 nucleotides. The record is from the annotation of a GenBank genome assembly. Lineage: Eukaryota; Dinophyceae; Suessiales; Symbiodiniaceae.